AAUUUCCUUCCUCUCUUGAUUUUGCAUCUCCUCGUUAUGGUAUUUCGAGGGUUAGUAUCUAUGGAUAUGUACGUAUUUGCUGGAGUUGAUUCCUUGUUUUGAACAAUUGGAAGUUAUAUAGUGUUGGCCCUUAGUACCAUGGUGUGAGUUAUAGUUGGCUUGGUCUUACUGCUACUGAGUUCUUGUUGGAGUGCCUUAUAUCUGUUACUAAACUCUGCUAUUUCGAAUCCCUGGUUCCAGCUUGCUGGCUUGAUAGUCAGUUCCUACGGGGACUGCGCCAUGAUCACACUGUUGAUUUACCUUAUUUGUUUCAUGUUGGUUUAGUGGUUAUUCUUCACGACUUCCAUCUUUUAAUAAAAAUCAGCGGUUAAAUCCGUUCGAUCGGCUGUCCUCUAAUGGAAUUUUCUGAUACUGUGAUUAGGCCAAAAGAACAGAACAAACGAAAUUACUUCACACGUUUUGUGUUUGCUUUGAGAAACUAUCCAAAGGCAGUCACGCCAAGAAAAACUGGACUGAAUUGAUGCCAACAGUUUCGCAUUUUCAUUCUUCACAUGCAGACCAAAUGCUUCGGUGGCCUCAAAGAAAUUCCAUUCAUUAAUUUAUUAAUUAAACAUCGAAAUCAACAAAUUAUGUCGAAAUCCACCAGCUAAUAGCAUCUUUAAAUUGUUGUAGCUAGGCAGGCAAACCAGAAAUCUGUCAACAACAAUGGCAUUGGCAUCACAAUUUUCUCAUAUCUUCCCUUUUCUGUUCCUUUUUCACUUGUUCUUGACUACGCAAGAACUACAGAGGCUCGAAUUGUUUUCGGAAGCUGAUAUCAACAUUACCAAUAAUGCUCAUCCAAGGCUAGUUCAGAAGCGACUGCGGCUUCCUUUUGCUGUUGAUUCUGGCCCUCCUGUAGAAGAACGUGGUCAUUAUGCUGGCUACUAUCAUCUUCCUCAUACUAGAGGAGCAAGGAUGUUUUACUUCUUCUUUGAAUCACGGACCAACAAGAAUGACCCAGUUGUGAUUUGGUUGGCUGGAGGGCCUGGAUGCGGUGGUGAAAUAGCAUUGUUUUAUGAAAAUGGUCCUUUCCAUUUUGCAAAAAACUUGUCUCUUGUUUGGAAUAAGUAUGGCUGGGACAAGGUGUCGAACCUUCUAUACGUUGAUCAACCUAUCGGAACAGGCUUUAGCUAUACAACAAAUGAUAGUGAUUUAAGAAAAAAUCAAAACGAUGUCACCAAUGAUUUGUAUGACUUUUUACAGGAUUUCUUUACGGAGUAUCGUGAAUUUGAUAAACAUGAUUUUUUUAUAACUGGAGAAUCAUAUGCUGGGCAUUACGCUCCUGCUCUUGCUUCUAAAAUUCUUCAAGAAAACAAAGACAAAAGGAGAAUAUACAUACACCUGAAGGGAAUUGCCAUUGGUAAUGGAUUGAUAAAUCCUGGAAUUCAAUACCCAGAACAACUAUCUUAUGCUUUGAGUCAAACUUUAAUUAUUGAUGGUAGUUCUGAUUACUUACGGAUUAGGGGUAUUGUUAGAAAAUGUAAACUUUCUUUAAAAACUUGCGGUGCGUAUUCUUUUAAUCUUCUUUAUGUUUUCCGUUUAUUUUUGGUGUUCUUUAGUCAAGACUAUUAUUUGUUUGGUAUUUAUACCCUGCAGCCUGUUUCUUUCUUUUUAGAUGCUGAUGGUGAUCAUGUUAGAUGUCUUCUUGCUGCAUAUGAUGUUUGCAGUAAAAUAAUGGAUGAGAUUCUAAGUGUUACUGGAAAUAUCAAUUAUUACGAUAUUCGGAAAGACUGUGAAGGCCGCUUAUGCUAUGACUUCUCAAACAUGGAGAAACUAAUGAAUGAUGAAUCAAUAAAGAAAUCCCUGGGAGUAGGUGCAGAUAUACACUUUGUUUCAUGCAACUCUACCGUAUCAGACAACAUGAAGGGGGAUUUCAUGAAGAAUUAUCAAGUAGGAAUACCUGCACUACUUGAAAAUGGGAUCAAGAUUCUUAUUUAUGCGGGAGAUAAAGAUGUUUUGUGCAAUUGGCAAGGAAACUUGAAGUGGGUCCUUGGAAUGAAAUGGUAUGGCGACAAAAUUUUCAAAGCAUUAAGACCUGUUGAUUUUUUUGUCGAUGGAGACAAAGUAGGCGAGUUAAGAACUCACAAACAUCUGUCUUUUGUUAAGAUAAAUAAAGCUGGUCACUUGGUACCGAUGGAUCAACCAAAGGCAGCUCUACAAAUGAUAGAAACCUGGAUGCAAGACCGUCUUUCAGUAAGUAAACACGUUUUUUUUUCUUCUUCAUAGAUAUUUUCCGACUGAUGAUGGCUUUUGCAAAGUACCUCCAGCUCUGUUUUUCUGUAUUAAAACUAAUAAAAAAAAAAGUAUCUGUCGUAUUGUAAAUUCAAGCUUCCACAUGAAUUCAAGGGGGUUUAGCAAGCUCAUAAGUGUUCAGCUCCUUGUCUCCAUUGCUGCUACUACUUUUCACGCUUUAAUUUCCAAAUGCCCUCUUAUUGAACGAAUAAAGGAGUUUCCCAAUAUACCGGUUCUGUUCAUUGCUA
Molecule: messenger RNA, 2519 nt
Organism: Tripterygium wilfordii
Lineage: Eukaryota; Viridiplantae; Streptophyta; Magnoliopsida; Celastrales; Celastraceae
Product: serine carboxypeptidase-like 47
Exons: 8
Coding region: 706-2265 (519 amino acids)
Biological process (GO): proteolysis
Cellular component (GO): vacuole
Molecular function (GO): serine-type carboxypeptidase activity
Source: RefSeq, a predicted model, not a curated record